Phycomyces blakesleeanus NRRL 1555(-) is the source of this 7092-nucleotide messenger RNA. RefSeq lists its product as hypothetical. Gene Ontology annotation, cellular component: RAVE complex. The coding region runs from base 1 to 6939 and encodes 2312 amino acids. The record is from RefSeq and is a predicted model, not a curated record. Gene Ontology annotation, molecular function: protein binding. Gene Ontology annotation, biological process: vacuolar acidification. NCBI's taxonomy places the organism in Eukaryota, Fungi, Mucoromycota, Mucoromycetes, Mucorales, Phycomycetaceae. The transcript is spliced from 45 exons.
AUGUUCCUAGAACAGAUAUGUCCCGGACAAGUCAAUCCUCAAUUCCAUUGCAUCCAUACUUUUACAUGGAGAGAUGAACGUUAUAUAGUAUAUGCCACAGGCUCAAAGGUGGUAAUUUAUGCCGAUCCAGAUGUUCUCGUUCAAAUCAUCCCUGUGCCGUUCGAACAAACUGAGGAAGAAAGUCAUUUAGAAACAAUUACAGCCGUUUCUGGCAACAGCAGGACAGGAAAGCUCGCAGUUGCUUACCAAAAACACAUUUGUUUCUUUCGAUCUCAAGAACAAAAAGAUGACAAGAAGCAAUCAAUUUGGGAGAUCGAAACAGUAUUGAGUACCAAGAGCCAAGUUACAUGUCUUGAUUGGAGUGUAAAUGAUCUCCUCUUGACGGCAGGUAGUGAAUUGGCUAUUUGGAAAAAUACCUCAUCAGAUACAGAUCCAUGGAAAAUCCAGUGGACUACAAGGCCUGCUGUAGAUGUCAUUAUGGCCAAAUUUGAGCCAAAAUCAACUAUGUUCGCAACAUUGGGAGAGUUUGAUCGGCUGGUUACUGUGUGGCACGAGACAGCAGAAGGAGACUACUCAUUUAUACAUCUUCCUCAUCCAAGGUCUGUUGGACAUUUUGUGUGGAGGACACUACUAGAAGGAUCUAAAACAAAACGCCCCGAUUGCGCCUUAUUUACUAUGGCGCGCGAUGGGAUUGGACGUUUCUGGAGUCCAGUUGAUCUUGAGACACCUCAUGCUCUGUAUAUGUGUGCAGUUAUUGAUCCAAGCCAGUCUUUGGUCACUGCGGAGUCUGGUUCAAUGGCUUCACAGGAUGGAAGUGUUGCCUACCUGGAUCACAUCGAAGAUGUGUCGCCUAUACACUACAUCGAUUGCGGAGAACUGCAGAGUGCAAUUAGUACACAGCCACAAUAUCAAUCUCUAUCUCAAUCUAAACAGGAGAAACUAGAUCAACGAAUAAAAAAGGUGCGAGAUCUCAUCAAAGAAACUCCCGAUCUACUAUUUAGAAUCCAGUCUGAUGGAUCCCUGACAUUUUGGGGAGUCAAGCAUCUAAACUCGUUCCCAAGAAGAGUACCGCGUGUGUUUGUUGUCCUGAGAAUCGCACAAGCCGUAGAUCCGGCCGACGUAGCUUAUUUCCUAAACCCAGUUAAGGUGCUCCACGAUUAUUCUCACAUCCAAUCUUUCUCGACUAUUAAACCUAUCGAAUUGAGUCUGGUAGCUAGAAAUCCACAUGGACAGAUACGAUGUUAUGGUCUCAACUUGGUUGAUUUCCUGGAACAAAACCAAUUCAUACCACGUCUACACUUGAAAUAUACAUGGCUUGGUCACAGAAACUCUAUAAAAAGCCUUCCUCAAUCUAGAUCUAGUAGAUUCUGUACCAUUGGAGAAGACGGGCAAAUUAAUGUGUGGAAGUAUGCCCUUCGUGAGGAUGGUGGAAAAUUGACAAACAGGCUGCAAUUGAGUGGAUCUCUUAGCCUUGAAUCUGAUAUUGUACUAUCUAUACCAGUGCAUAGAGAUCGACAUGUUGCUGUUUAUAAUGGAAAGCAGCUCCUUAUUUAUCGCUUAGACAAUCAGGCUUGUCAUUUAAACCACUAUCAGGUGUGUGAGCAGUAUGAUCCCACCGUUACUUUUUCGUCUCUACACACUGAGAUACUCAGAGGAGAUAGCCAGUCCAAAAUACAUAUCUUGUUUGGUGUUUCUCGAUCAGCAAAACAAAUUUUCUCUUGGCAGCUACAAUUUACUUCCCCGGUCCCAGUACAGGAUCAACAGGAAUCCGAGGAAAAUGAGAGUCUGGAGGAUAUUAUUUUCUUGGGAAGUCAAGAAUUCGACUGGGAAGAAGAACCUUCUGUGGUGGUUACUUCUCACGGCGGAUCUAAUCAUGCUGCGUCAAAGCUUUUACAGCAGAUUGGCAUGGGAGCAGAUAGUAUUCCGAUAAUUACAGUUGCCCUUGGUACAAAAUUACUGUUCUAUGGAAUUCAUUAUGAAUCAGACUGGGAAGGAAACAGUAAACCUCUCGAAUGGAAUCUACUCUACACACUCGAAACAGGACUUGAAUCCAUUCAACAAAUGCGAUGUGUAGUCAACCAGGUUGUGCUUGUUUCUUCUUCUGAAACCUAUGGACCAUCCAGAAAACUCACCUUUUGGUCAGAAAUUCGUACAGGUGUUCGUCCAGUUCUUCACAAAACCUUUGAAUUCUCGGAGCCUAUUAUUGCUAUGGCUUGGAAUGUUUCGUGUGAUGCUCAAUUUAUCUUGGCAGUAGCCUUCCCUACCAAAGUAGCUAUCUAUGGUCAGAAAAGAGCGACGAGCGUUACAAAUGAUGAUGAUAUUUGGAUUUGCUAUGAUGAAUUCCCGGUAGACAUGCCUGAAUCUAUUGUUGGCAUUACUUGGGUAGAAAACGGAGUACUUGCCGUUGCUGCCGGAAAUCAACUUCGGUGUUAUUUGAAAUGGCUAACCUCUGAAGAUGAGUUGAAUCAACCCUUGGAUUUGGAUCCUGAUUUACACCCAAUGUCGAAUAUAUACGAUUUGUCAUAUGACAGAAAUGGUCCUCUUACCAUAUACCAUCCGAAUUACUUGAUUCACUAUAUGAUGUGGGGAAAAAUGGAUUUGAUCAAUAGUGUAUUGAGAUCUCUAUACAAAUUUUUGAGACAUUAUGUAGAUGAAGAUACAAUAGAUCAAAUACCACCUCUUUUGCUCUCAAAAAUAUUACAGCUACAGAAUAGCUCUAAAAAGGAAAGUAAAAAGCAGCAGUAUAAAUCUCUCUUUGAUGACGAUGACGAUAAUGAUACCGACUAUUCAGAGUAUUAUGAUGAUGAUGAUGAUUCACGUUCACUCAGUCAUGAAGAAGCCAAUUAUUUGAUGGAACAUCUCAAAUCCAAAAAAAUGCCAGCACUAUCUGAAAACGAACGAAUGCACCUUGUUGCAAUGAUUGAUACUUUUGAUGAGGUUUCUACACAAGGAGAAGCAUUAGAUGAAAAUGGUGCUCGGUUCACAGCCUUACUAGAAAAUCAUUUCCACCUAAAUAACAUCAUUUCUCAAGACCAACAGCAAGCACUAGCAGCGAGAGACUUUGUGUGGGCCCUUCACAGUCAAUCUCAGGAUCUUCUUCUCGAACGGUGUAUUCGAUUAUGUAACAACAAAUUGAUGUGGGAAGAGGCAAAAUCGCUUGGUAUCUUUUUAUGGCUAAAAAAAAUUGACACUGUGAAAGAACAAAUGGGUGUCAUUGCGCGAAAUACGUAUUUGAGCAAGGAAGACUUCAAGGACCCCGAAAGCUGUACGCUAUUCUAUCUAGCCCUUCGCAAAAAAAACCUUCUUCUUGGUCUAUGGCGCUCAGCAGGCCAUCACAAAGAACAGGUUGUUAUGACCAAGUUUUUAUCCAAUGACUUUACACUUCCUCGAUGGAAAACUGCUGCAUCUAAGAAUGCCUACGUUUUGUUGGGAAGACAGCGCUUUGAGUAUGCCGCUGCGUUUUUCUUGCUGGGUGACAAGAUAAAGGAUGCCGUCGGUAUUAUUCUUAAGCAUAUGAAAGACUUUCAGCUUGCAAUUGCCAUUUGUCGUGUCUAUGAAGGUGAUCACAGCCCACUCUUGAAAGAUAUACUGGUAAAGAAUGUGCUGCCGAUGGCCGUUGAAUCAAACGAUCGUUGGCUUGCCAGUAUGUGCUAUACUCUACUAGAAAGACCUCAGGAUGCCAUUCACGCUAUUGUUACUCCUGUAUCUAUGCUCGCUGCGCCAGAAAAAAUAAAAGACACAGACGCAAAUGCAGAUGCAGAUGCAGAAGAGACAGCACCUGUUGGAGAUCCAACUCUAUUUAUUCUUUAUCAACAACUCAAACAACAAUUACAGGCUCAGAACCGUCAAGACCUAAACGUACCUUACAGCCUUGAAUAUGAAUUUUCUUUACAAGUGGCACGUGCUUAUGAACGUCUUGGUUGUCCAUUACUUUCGCUCUAUAUUCUAACACAAUACAAGAUGAAACCGCCUGCAGUAGAAUCUGAACAAAAUAUCCCUCAAACAUCCGACAAGGCGGCUGAUUUGUUUGGAGAUGAUAAUACCCCUUCUACAAGACCUGGACUCGCUGCUAAUCUAUUUGAUGAUGAUGAUGCUAUUCCUUCGCGACCAUCGUAUUCAGCAAAUCUAUUCGAUGAUGAUACUCCUCCCCGUCCUUCGUAUUCUGCUAAUCUAUUUGAUGAUGAUGAUGUACCUCCCUCUCGCCCUUCGUAUGCUACGGAUUUAUUUGCAGACGAAGAGCCAUAUAAUAGCCCUACAGAUGAUUUGUUUGCAGAUGAUCCAAGUCUCUUCGAAAACAACAACCCAUCUAAUGGAUCAGACCCCCUUGAAUCCUCAAGCCAGAACUCCAAAAAUACCUCUGAUUCACCUGAGCGUAAAAAUGAAACUGUGAGCAUCAAAGAUGGUCUCUCUUCUUACAAAGCCUUAUUGGUCAUUCGUAUGCUUCAGACCGUGUUUCGAGCUGCCUCGGCCUUGUAUGACAGCUCAGUCAGGGCUGGAAAAGACCUCCAGUUUCAAACAACCUUUUUACAAAAUAGACAAGAUUUACUUGCAUUAGGCGAAACCCUGAAUGUACCACAAAAGGAUUUUUCGAGAUUACUGAUCCAAAAAAGUAUUGAAGCCGACGCGUUUGUAUUCUACCUCGCCAUCCUUGAAAAGGGUGUUCCUGAAGGCUUUAAUGUGGCCGUGUUUCUAGAGUCUUUUGAAGCAGGUUGUUUCCAAGUAUUCGAAGCUGCCAUGAUGCCAUGCCAACUAGGUUACUCUGGACUUGUAUUUAUCGAACGAUGGGCAGACCAUUUAAUCUCCAACUUUGGAAGUUGGAGUUCCCUGAAGGAGAAAUAUCCUACACGAUCGUCUAUCCUUAAACUCGGGACGCAGAAACUCGUGUUAACGAACCAUCUGUGCCUUAUUCUUGUCACAUUGAAGCAAAGACAUUUUGAGAAGACGUGGGGAUUGUUGUAUUAUCUAAAGUCAUUAAUGGAGUGUAUGGCCGCUUCCAAGCGAGAUACACUUCAGAAAGAUGUAAAGAUCAUGUACACAGAUCUAUUGGCCAAUACAGCAAAAAUGGUUGAAAUGACACCAGAAGAUUUUGAAAGCUUCUCAGACGAUAGUCUAUUUGGAUUUGAUCUCAACGAAGAAGUGUACCGCCCACUAGAAGAUGUCAAUGACAAUUCAAUUGGUGCCAAUCUUCUAGAGAUUGCAUCUCUCAAUUUCACGCUAAAUCUGCUAGAGUCAAGCAUGCAAAAUACGGAAAGAAGUGUAGAGAUGGAAGGUGACUUUGUGGCUUUCAUUUGGACAACGCUUCUGGAUCCUAUUGCUUAUCGUGCACAAUGUUUGCAAAAGGACGUAUUGCUUCAAAUGGAAGAAACGCCAACUAAACGCAAUAUACUAAAGCAGUUCAAAACAUUGAGGCAAAAAAAAUACUGGCGUUCUAUCAAAACUCUCAGCAGUACAGAACGUCUGUUGCCUUUUGUGAAUUUCUUGCCCUCAGGCAUGAAUGUGAUGUCUAAUGACUCACAACCGCACUCGCAUACUAUGUAUUAUUCUCCAACCACUACUCAUGCCUUCUGUAUCAGCUCGGCCUAUCCAACUAUGAUGGCCAUCUGCAUGAAGACAGAAAUCCAGGAAGUUGACCUCAGCAAAGUGCAGGGUCAUGGACCAUUAUUAGCUCGAUCUGGCUCUGGCUCGUCUUCAGGGGUGCAUCAAGAAUUGGCGGCAGGCAGUUAUCCAGACACAGAAGAGGAAGAAGAUGACUUUGGGUUAUCUGAUGGUGAGUCAGAGGUAGUCCGAUCCUCACAAUCGUCUCGCCACACAAAACGAAAAGAACCAAGAGGGCUUCAACCCAAAACAGCAUACACCACCUCUCCUGCUCUUUCUCCAGCAGCUGGUCGAAUUCAGGCUGAAGAUAGACCGUUCCAGAACCGUAGUCUUGAAAAUCUGCACGAAGCACUGAAACGAUCACUCGGAAUGGAGAAUUUCCGUUCUCCGGGUGCUAUGAGUCCAAUGGGGUCUUCGUCUGAGAAUAGUGAGCAUAUGGUAAUAUCAAGUGAUAUGAUAUGUAGCCAGAAUAUUGAUUUUCACAACGAUGUUACCUUGAAACGAAGUGUCUCGACCACUUGUGCAGAAGCUCAUCCACAGUUUCCUUUUUAUAUAACUGGCUGCCAGAGCUCCAAUGGUAGCCCAAGUGCAAUUCUUUGGCCAUUUGGACAAGAAAGAGAAAUUGCAAACUACUACGGUAGUCAAGGGGCAGCUACACGAAUUCACUUUGAUCAGUUUGGUCAGAAGUUUGGUAUGGGUGAUACCUCAGGCUGGCUUUCUCUCUGGAAAUUCGAUUCUCACACUCAGUCCGAUACACCUUAUUAUACCAUGUCCUGUCACUCAAAAGCAACACGCGACUUUGCCUUCCUAGGCUCCAGUAGUCUUUUGGCUACUGUUGGUACAUCAGUGGCAAUGAGUCGCAGACCCAAAAGAAAAGACCAUGUUUGCCUUUGGGAUACUCUUUUACCACCUUCAAAGGCACAAGUAGCUUCCUUGCCUGGUCAUGACGGAGGUGCUUAUGCAGUAGCCUUUGAUUCUUCGAGUAACUACCUAUUUUCUGGUGGCUCUCGCGGCGAGAUUGUGGUUUCGGACAUACGACAGCGUACAUUGCUCCAUACUUUCUCGGCUCAUCAGUCAAGGAUACGAUCCAUUGCAAUUGAUACCGAGAAGAAUCUAUUGGUCACAGGAUCAACCGAUGGAGAACUAAAGAUUUGGGACAUUCGAUCUUACAAGCAAAAGUACUCGUUUGAUAAUCAACCCAGAAAUCGCUUCCUGGGCCCAUCAUUUAACCGGAUAUCUCUCAAGGCAUAUGGAGUCACACAAAUUCAAUUGACAAGCGAUGACAAUAUUUAUACUUCGGGGCCAGGCGGCAUUGUUAACUGUGAUCUUUCCGCAAUUCAAUAAUUUGUCCACGUUUUUAGUAUAACAAAUGUAUGAAAAUAAUAUACAUAUACAUAUAUAUAUAUAUAUUUAUUCAAAAAUAAUGAUUUCAAAUUGAAGUAAAUCAAGUAACCAGAAAAAAAUUUAAUAACAUCUUUUGCUGUUGUUGGUCUUUUU